AUGGACGUAUGAUUGCGUCACGCGCAGGGUCAGAGAAAAGAAGCAUGGCCGCUGUGCUGAGAGGGUCUCGGUACUUAGUUGGAAGGUGUAGCAGAAAUGUUGACUUUGCAUUUGUCUCCACAAGGUCUAUGGCCUCAAAGACACAGGUGGGGUUUGUUGGUCUGGGCAAUAUGGGAAACCCAAUGGCAAAGAACUUGCUGAAGCAUGGUUACCCAGUCAUUGCUACUGAUGUGUUCCCGGAGUCCUGCAAGGAGCUGCAAGAGCUGGGGGCACAGAUUGUGGAUAACCCUGCUGAGGUAGCAGACAAGGCCGACCGCAUUAUUACCAUGCUCCCCUCUAGUCCCAAUGUAAUAGAUGUGUACACUGGACCCAAUGGCAUUCUCAAAAAGGUGAAGAAAGGCUCUUUGCUCAUUGACUCCAGCACCAUCGACCCAGGUGUUUCUAAAGAGAUGGCUUCUGCUGCAGAGAAGAUGGGGGCAGUUUUUAUGGAUGCACCUGUAUCAGGAGGUGUGGGUGCUGCCAGUUCUGGUAAACUGACUUUUAUGGUCGGAGGAGCAGAAGAAGAAUUUACUGCAGCCAAGGAACUUCUGAGCUGCAUGGGAGCCAAUGUGGUGUACUGUGGUCAGGUUGGAACUGGACAGGCAGCCAAAAUCUGCAACAACAUGCUUCUGGCGAUUGGAAUGAUCGGAACCGCAGAGACGAUGAACAUGGGAAUCAGACUUGGUCUGGAUCCAAAACUGUUGGCAAAGAUCCUGAACAUGAGUUCAGGUCGGUGCUGGGCCAGCGACACCUACAACCCAGUGCCUGGAGUCAUGGAGGGUGUUCCCUCUGGAAAUAACUACCAGGGAGGCUUCGGCUCUCAACUCAUGGCCAAGGACCUGGGCCUUGCACAAAACACAGCCGCAAACACAAAGACUCCAAUCCCUCUUGGCUCUUUAGCCCAUCAGAUCUACCGUAUGAUGUGCGCACGCGGGUACGGUGCUAAAGAUUUCUCCUCCGUGUUUCAAUUCCUGCGUGAGGAGGAGGGCCAGUAAUAUCAGCCUCCACCCCGUCCACAGCUGUGCCAGGUCUGGCCCUGCACCGGACUAACAUAGAGUAGUUGGGGUGCACUUCACCCUGGGGACAGUGUUCCUUUACUUAGGGUUGUAAAAGACAUGAGGCCUACAGAGCUCCUUCACAGCUUGAAAAAUCAUGUGUGCACUUCUCUCUUAUAGGAAAUCAUAUUUCCUGUGUGAUUUAAAAAAAAAAACUACACUCCUUUCAACUUUAGAAGUAAAAUAAUUAUAAGACAUAAAGAGAAUCUCAAAGAUUUUCUAACAGUGACUGAUCUAAACAGCAUGGUGGGAAUCUGGUGUUAAGAAGGCAUUUCAUUCUCUCUGCUUGUCAAGGUUCAUACAAUGCAAAAUGUGGUUUAGUUUCCACAUAUUUAUCUUUGAUUUUUGAUCUUUUCUCAUGUUUUUCUGUUCUUGGGGUUUUUUUUUCUUGACAUGGAAAUGUUACUUUGGGAUAUGAGUGUUAUAUCCUGUUUGGAAAUAAAGAUAGACUGUGAUGUCUUA
This is a messenger RNA of Cheilinus undulatus (humphead wrasse), 1556 nucleotides long. RefSeq names its product 3-hydroxyisobutyrate dehydrogenase b (gene hibadhb). Gene Ontology annotation, molecular function: 3-hydroxyisobutyrate dehydrogenase activity; NAD binding; NADP binding. Gene Ontology annotation, biological process: L-valine catabolic process. NCBI's taxonomy places the organism in Eukaryota, Metazoa, Chordata, Actinopteri, Labriformes, Labridae. The record is from RefSeq and is a predicted model, not a curated record. Bases 9 to 1034 code for a protein of 341 amino acids. Gene Ontology annotation, cellular component: mitochondrion. The transcript is spliced from 8 exons.